UCUCUUUCACCCACCACCACGAACAAGAUGUCGGUCCCUCCUCAGGCUGCUGCUCUGCGUAGUCCCCUUGCUGCCGUCUUCCUGCUACAUAUCGCACUGGAAAUGCCUAUCGCCGUACAAGGACUCUUCUCUCCCAUGUCAUUGCCAUUCAUCCAGUUGAACAACACAUCCAUAGUGUUGCUCAAACUUUACGCUUCGCUUGCUUUGGGGAUCUCAUUAACCUCCCUCCUCGCAUACUCUCUUCCGGAUUUCCUUCCGGCUAAGCGCGCGUUGGCCAUAGGACUUUGUGUGUAUCACAGUGCGGUGAGCACAGUGUUGUUCCAGGCGCCUAGAUUCAUUCCGCAUUCGUUCGGGGCGCUCGCCGAGGCGAACAAUGUGACGCCAGAAGUUGUGUGGGGAACGGCACAUGGUAUUAUUGGAUUGGGGAUGAUUUUUUGGUGGCAGUCUACAGUGGGAUUGACUCAACAAUUAGCUGCAUUACAGAGAAGGACAUAGAACUUAUCACCCAUAGAAGCUAUGCAUGAAUAUCAUGAAUAUGUAUACCUCAGUAUUUAGUUUUGUUGUAAAUCCAUUCUACCACUCAACACUGGG
This is a messenger RNA of Lentinula edodes (shiitake mushroom), 591 nucleotides long. RefSeq lists its product as uncharacterized. The coding region runs from base 28 to 495 and encodes 155 amino acids. The record is from RefSeq and is a predicted model, not a curated record. NCBI's taxonomy places the organism in Eukaryota, Fungi, Basidiomycota, Agaricomycetes, Agaricales, Omphalotaceae. The transcript is spliced from 3 exons.